Molecule: messenger RNA, 1064 nt
Organism: Telopea speciosissima
Lineage: Eukaryota; Viridiplantae; Streptophyta; Magnoliopsida; Proteales; Proteaceae
Exons: 2
Coding region: 213-1028 (271 amino acids)
Source: RefSeq, a predicted model, not a curated record
CUCUCUCCUUAUGGCCUACGGUUACUCUGUUUCAUUCUCUGUCUUCUUAACCUUCAACCUCUGACCUCUGUUAACCUGUGCACAUCCCGCUUAACCGCCGAUUGAUGACAACAAAGCCAAGAUCAGAACCAAGAAAACGGAUGAUAAGAAAGCGGAGGAGACAUCGAAAAGAAGCAGAAGAAAAGACGAGGUGGUGACUGUUGAAGGGUUAGAUGUCUAUGGUGUUGAGUAGCAGAGAGGUCUCUGCGGGGCCCACUGUUGGGUUUCCGAGCGAUGUCGCCGCUCCUCCCUCGGCUUACGUUAGCAAUCGGAAGGUGUACGCCGCCGAUUUCUCCGCUGCCGCUGCCGCUGCUGCUGCUGCUGCUGCAUGUUCUUCGUAUUGUUGUUUGGAGAAGAAGGAAAAGAACGAGUUGUCGGUGACCGGUGAGUCGACGAGGCGGAAGGGUUUGGUUCAAUCGGCGGAGCUUUCGAUGGAGAGCUCGUCGAUAGGGGUCUCCGGACAAAGUACUUCCACGACGGUAGACGGUGAUGAUGAUGACGAGGGUGAGGAGGUUCAGAGUAAAUUCAAAAGUCAUGGUGGAGUUGGUGCUUUGGGUUCCUUGGAUUCCCUGGAAGAAUCUCUUCCCAUCAAAAGAGGGUUGUCGAUCUACUUCUCUGGGAAGUCGAAAUCGUUCGCAAACUUAUCAGAUGUUAGCAGAGUAGAAGAUCUUGCAAAAUCAGAGAAUCCUUUUAACAAGAGGAGGAGAAUUCUCAUGUCUUGCAAAUGGUCCAAUAGAUCUUUUUACAACCGAUCCCUCAAUCCCACAACCUCCAUGCCUCACCUUGCUGUCUUGGAUGAAGACGAAGAAGAUCAAACAGAGGAUCAUGGUCAUCGUCAUCAUCUUGAUAAAAAUUUGAACAAGAACAUGGAGGAAAAAACUAUUGAGGUCUCAGACUCUCCUCCAUCACCCCCAUCUCAAAUGCCAAGAAAGUUCAACAACUUCAAGUGUGGGAAAUGUUUCUCUCUUACAGAUCUACAGAACCAUUAAUCGUCAUAACCUCUCUCCCUCACUUGGAAUAGGAAA